Scylla paramamosain (green mud crab) is the source of this 1953-nucleotide messenger RNA. RefSeq names its product putative nuclease HARBI1. NCBI's taxonomy places the organism in Eukaryota, Metazoa, Arthropoda, Malacostraca, Decapoda, Portunidae. The transcript is spliced from 4 exons. Bases 1279 to 1734 code for a protein of 151 amino acids. The record is from RefSeq and is a predicted model, not a curated record.
AUUAGUAUGGAAUAUUUGUAUAUGAUAAAGUAUUAGCACAACCCGGUUAUCCCUGACCAACAAGUACCGUUCCUGUUCGUUCCUCGGAGAGACCCGCCAGACGCAAUAUACCCGUGCUUAACUCGUACCGUACGUGUCUCUUCCUAGGACAGACCCCACUGGACGCGUCCUGUGACUCCCGUACCAGAUCAGUCUCCCGCCCGCUACCUACCGCUAGUCACAGGUCUACAGCUGCGCGUUUGGUUUCACUCAUUAACAAUGAGUUGCAGUGAUAAUAGUGACAGAGAAUCCCAUUCCCAGCACUAGUGGAUGUAAUACACCCCCCUAAAAAGAAAAGAAAACCAUGGUAUCACCAAGGAUUUAAUGCGGAAUGGCUGAAUGACCCAGAAUUCAAAGAGUGGCUUAAACCAGAUGCAAAUGACAAAUAUGUUGCUUUAUGCAGUGUAUGCGAUUGUAAAUUUCGUAACACAAAUAGAAGUGGGCUAUUAAACCAUAAGUCAUCGUCUAAGCACACAAAAAAACCUGGCAGCAAAAAAAAAAUAGCAUAAAAAUGCAACAAUUUUUUUCAAAGAAAAAAACUGCAGAAGAUCCUCAAGACGAAGUAGCUACUGCAGAGUUGUUACUUUCUGCAUUCAUGGCUGAACACGGAAUGCCCUUUCAUCAGGCUGAACAUCUGAGUGAGUUGGUAAAGAAAAUGUUCCCAAAGUGUGAGGUUGCCCAGAAAAUGUCUAUGAAAAAGAUAAAAGCAUCGACAAGAAGUUCCCUGCUUUGAAUGGAAACCAAAAGAUCCCAUAAGUGACAUGAAAAAUGGCAAAAUUCGUCAGCGAUAUGGGACCAAGUGUAGCAGCAGCCAACAGGCAACGCUGUAUCCUGCUGAUGACACGGAGGUUGCCAGUGGUAGCGAGGAAGGAACACAAGUUUAUGUACAAUAAUAUUCUGCUGUAUGAGAGGUGAGUUAAAGAAGCUACAUUUGUGUUCUCAUGUUCAUGUAAGAAAAAUUAGUUUCAUGUACCGUGGAUAUUUUAAGUCGAUCUUGGAGAUUUUGAAUGAGAUGUCUUGGAUAUUUCUGUUUUGUCCAGUGGCAACACUGGUAGCAAGGUUGGUAAGUUACAACCUACUGAGAUGAUGUAGGUUAACUCCACCUCGCCUGAAAAACUCUUAUAUAAAUAUUUAUGUGCACAAAAUAACUUUUUUUUAAUUGUUUACAAGCUUUACUAGCAAGGAAGCAUGGUUUUGUGAUGCAUAAAGUGAAAUCUUGCAUGGAAACACUGAAAACAAAUGAAGAGGUUGAUUUGUCCCACACGUGCGCACUCCCCAUUCCCCCGCCCACCAACAAACCUACUAAACCUCUUGUUUGAGGAGAUGCAGCCUCAGCUGGAGAGAAGGACAAGGCAUAGCCAGGCAUUACCAACUCACACCCAGGUUCUGCUGGCCCAGAGACUGUUUGCCAGUGGGCCCUUCCAAAACGUCAUUGGAGACACUGCUGGACCUAUGCAAGCAAGUGUCAGCAGGGGUCUUCAAGUGUGUGUGUGCACCGUGUUGAGUGAUAAGUCAGUGCAGGAAAUCAAGAUGCCUCCAACACACCUUGAUCAAAGGAGAACUGCACACCAGUUCUUCAGGAUUAAAAAUUUCCUAACGGUUAUUGGGGCCAUUGAUGGCAGCCACAUUGCCAUGAAGGAGCAAAGUGUGGAUGAGGCCCUCUACUUGAACUGGAAAAGGUAUCACUCCCUCUGAACAUCCAACGUGUUUGUGAUGCAAGUGGAGUGAUCCUCAGCUACUGCUCCAGAUUGCCAGGUAUAUAGCAUUAUUGCAUCACAUGUUUACCCAACCAUGUAUUUUAUUGAUUUUCAUGUGACUGCACAUGGUUACUGGUAUUGCAUAAGAAAACAUAGUGUGAUAAGCCUUGACAUUAGUUAUAAAUGAACACUUGAUAUACUCCUUUAUAAGUAAUGA